UAAACACUCCGCUGCUAUGACAACUGGCAACAGCAACAGUGCAGUGCGGUGUGUGUGUCGGCUCCUGAAUGUCUCACGGAGGGUCUUCGGGGAGCCUGUUGGCGGAGGAGGACAUGGAGGAGCUGAGAGGAGCAGCGGCGGAGUUCUACCGGCAGAGCGGAGUCGUGCGGGAGCUGGAGGAGGCUCUGGACCAGCUCUUCCGGCGGCGGCCGCGUGACCUUCACGGCUUCCUGGCAGAUUACUUCGACAAGCUCUCCGCUCCACCACUGAUCAGCAGACUCAAAGGACGGGAGGUCUACGAUGCCAGAGGACAGCUUUGUAUCGAGGCAGAGGUCUUCUGUGUUGUUCGAAACACUGAAAAGAGCGUUUCUUCAGCUGCCGUGUCCUGCUGUCUGGAUCCAAAGACGACUUCAGCUGACUCAGAGGAUGAGGAGAGGACUGAGCACGUGACGACUGCAGCCCAGUGGAUCAACGGACCUCUCAGCAACAUGCUGAAAGACAGAAGCCCAUGUGACCAGUCAGAGGUCGACCAGGUGCUCAGUGAUUUCUUCAUGACUCGCUGCCUGGAGGAGAAAGAGAUGAUGAUCCAUUCUCCCAGCAUGGAGGAAGAGUCCAGCCCUUCAUCUCCACCUGCACAGGACAAAGACAAGAAGAUCAGAGAUAAAGGCAAAAAGAACAACACCGUAGAAAAGCCGUUUCCUCCAGCAGAGCCACCAGAGCCGGUUCUACAUGGCAGCACAGCCAUCGGGUCGGUGUCGCUGGCUGUAGCCAAAGCUGGGGCUGAACUUCAGCGAAUCCCUCUCUAUGAUCACAUCGCAGCCUUGAAGAGCCAUCAGGUUGGAGACAACCAGGAAAGGUUCCACAUCCCCGUCUCCUUGGUAACCCUGAUCUGCUGUGGGAGGACUUCUCCAGGAAAACUCAACCUGCUGGAGGAAGUCAUACUGGUCCCCAAACCAGGACAGCCAGUCAUACAAACCGUCACCAUGACCCUGCAGCUACAGAAGGAGAUGAUGAGAAUAAUGACCGCAACAAGAGCCGGGGCUGUGCAGGCUGUUGAGAGUGUCAGAGGAGCGCCGGCCGUGAGCUCGGAGCGCCCUGAGCAGCUGCUGGAUCUGAUCGGCGAGGCCUGCUCAAACCUUCAGCUCCAGCUGGGGACGGACGCUCAUUUAGCUCUCAACUGUGCAGCACACAAGCUCCUGGACUACUCUAAAGGAAAGUAUGAGGUCGCAGCAGGAGUUCUGAAGUCUCCAGAUGAGCUGGUGGACUUGUACCAAACCCUCCUCCACAGACAUCCAGCUGUGGUGGCUUUAAUUGACCCAUUCAGGAGGGAGGACAAGGAGCAGUGGGAGAAGCUCAGCAGUGCAGUUGGAAAUGCGUGUUCUUUAAUCUCAGACGUCACCAACGUGUCUCAGCUUCCUGUGGGAGGGAAAGGAUGCAUAGUGAAGCUCGUCCACGAGACCACAAUCAGCGACCUGAUCCGCAUCUCAUCACAGCCUGGUUCAGUGAUGCUGGGGCUGACACAGAGUGAACCCUGCAGUGAUGCCUCGCUCUCAGAUUUGGCUGUGGGUCUGGGCCUGGACUACAUCAAACUGGGAGGUCUACACGGUGCUGAGAGGAUGACCAAAUACAACCGCCUGAUUUCAAUAGAGGAAGAACUGGCCCAACGGGGAAUCCUAGUGAACAAGGACAAACACUCGCCUCCGUUCCCAGGAGCCGUCCUCCACAGCUGAGGCUCUCCUGUCUGAGGAAAUCCUGGAACGUCUUUCAACAUUUCGUCUGAAUCAUCUGAAACGUUUUGUUAUAAUAUAACAUGUAUUUGAAAUAAAAUAAAUGAAUCUGAAACCCUUCAGAGGGAGGCUGUGGCCGAACGCGGCCCUCAGAGAAAUAUCCACUUCA
Messenger RNA from Oryzias melastigma (Indian medaka), 1896 nucleotides. It is a transcript of the gene eno4, whose product is annotated as enolase 4. Gene Ontology annotation, biological process: glycolytic process. Gene Ontology annotation, cellular component: phosphopyruvate hydratase complex. Gene Ontology annotation, molecular function: magnesium ion binding; phosphopyruvate hydratase activity. Lineage: Eukaryota; Metazoa; Chordata; Actinopteri; Beloniformes; Adrianichthyidae. The transcript has 13 exons. Bases 69 to 1730 code for a protein of 553 amino acids. The record is from RefSeq and is a predicted model, not a curated record.